This is a messenger RNA of Rhodamnia argentea, 1603 nucleotides long. RefSeq lists its product as uncharacterized. Lineage: Eukaryota; Viridiplantae; Streptophyta; Magnoliopsida; Myrtales; Myrtaceae. Bases 93 to 1187 code for a protein of 364 amino acids. The record is from RefSeq and is a predicted model, not a curated record. The transcript has 10 exons.
CGGUAGCUGCCCAAGAGGAAAAAAAAGAAAAAAGAAAAGACAAAAGGCAGCUCUUUUUUUUUUUCAAUUCAUUUUUUGUUUUCACUCCACGAAUGUCUCCGCCACUCGCUCUUUUGAGCCAUAACCCGCCUGUUAUUCCCAAUCUCGAGUCCCUCCGCCCACGACCCGUUGUCAGUCGUUCCCGCUCUUUCGCUAUCUCCCGUCGCAGAGUGUUGCUCUUGGAGCGGUGUGGGAGCUCAGCGACUUCGGGUGUCGGCAGAGGUUCGAGUCUCAGAGCUCGGAGCUUGCAACAAGGGGAUGGAGAAGGUUUUGAAGCCAUCAUCUCCAAGGAUACUCCGGAUGAAGCAGAUACGGUUGAGAAUGAGCUUCAAGACAAAGAAAAGAGUGGCGCCAUUGGAGGAAGAUUGUUUCUCAUUAAAUUAGCAAUUGCUCUUGGCAUAGCUGUAUUUGGCACAUUGAUAUCUCUUAGUGUUAAGUGGUCUUCCUCUGGAUCGUCACUGGGAUUUCAGAUUUUGGCAGAUGAUUCUUCCUCUGCAGCAGUCAUGGCUGCAUCUCCUGUUGGUUUCAGUUUCAAAGCUUUUGGAUACAAAGUUUUGCUUCCAGAAUAUGCCCCCGGGUGGAUUUACUUUUGGCUGCUAAUGGCUGCUGGGUGCGGACUUUUCAUUAGUGAGGAGGCUUUGAAUAUAUGGAUUGGCAUAACUCUGUCCCGGAUGCUCUCCUUGGAUGGCACAUGGCAAUUGUUUGUGGAAUCUUUCUCAAGAAACUUCCCUUACAUCCUGUCGACAGUUAUGUGGGUCUAUUGGGGAGUUUGUAUAAGUGAUAUGAUUCCCUUUUACCUUGGGAAGCUUUUCAGACAAACUGGGGCAUCAGAUGAUGUUUGUGCAAAGUUAGGCAUUGGGAAGGAGAAGGUUGAGAAAAUUACACGUGUUGUACAAAAAUAUGGAAAUCUCUCCGGUUUUGUUGAACGAUUUUCCCUUGGAGUGCGGAAUCCAACAGCUUUCCUUGCAGGGGCCUUGGGAAUAUCUCCAGAGUAUUUUUUUGCUGGAGUGUGUUGUGGAGGCUUGAUCACACUUCCUAUCCAGCUGGGAAUCGGGUUCUUACUUAGGGAACGCCCUCUAUUUGCUCUUGCAACUGUUGCAACUGCCGUGGUACGCAGGGAAUUUGGACCAUCUUUCCAUAUGCAAUAGCUGCUUCUACAGCGCUGUUUCUCUUUCUGCGGCGGCGGUACUCCACAUGAUUGGCUUAUAAACUCGUUUUCUGCGGCGGGAACUUUUAUAGUGUAGAUUCAUGGAAUUUGCUGCAUUGUGUAAAUGGAGGAAAUAGCUGCUAGCAUGUUAUUUAUUAAUUUUUGGAUGGUAAUUGCAACCUUCCGUUGAAUCACCAUCCGCGUCAUAGCUUUUUCAUGAUUUUUGAGGGGAUAGUCUGUCUAUUAAUUUGUUAGAUGUGUGGGUAGUGUACCCCAAAAAGGGAAUAUGCUUAGAGUGUACUCUUGCUUGUGGUGCUUUCCUGCUCUUCAGUUUCCCCAUGAGCUCAAGUGCUUGCGUUGUAAUAUUCUGCAGUUAGUAUGAUCUUAUCCAGUUUCACCAUCUACCAUUUUCUUUUC